AUGAACCGGCAACGAGUCACUCUACUGGUAUUACUUCAUCUCAGUGCGGCCUUUAAUGCCGUGGAUCAUAGUAUACUGCUUGAUCGACUUUAUACAGUUAAGGUUCACUCUUGGUUCACGUCAUAUCUACAUGAUAGAUGUCAGUCUAUAUCUAUCAACGGCGAAACAUCUCGGAGGUUUGAAGUACAAUAUGGCGUGCCGCAAGGAUCCUGUCUCGGCCCUCUCCUCUUUACCCUGUAUGCAAGCAAGCUGUUCACGAUUAUUGAACGCCACUUGCCCGAAGCCCAUGCGUAUGCAGACGACAUACAAUUGUACGUGUCCUUUAGUGCUAACUCCCGCGACGAUCAAUCAGCUGAUGUUGAGGUCAUGCAAAGAUGCAUUGUGGACAUAAGAGAAUGGACGUUGUCGGACCGGCUCAAGCUAAAUGAUGGCAAGACUGAGUUUGUUCUCAUAGGAUCUAGGCAGCAGCUUGCUAAGGUCAACAUUGACGCCUUACACGUUGGUGACUGUGUGACCCCCCUAUCUAGCGCAGUGAAGAACCUCGGAUCCUGGUUUGAUGAACAGUUAAAGAUGGAUAAACACAUCAAUAGUAUCU
Molecule: messenger RNA, 595 nt
Organism: Paramuricea clavata
Lineage: Eukaryota; Metazoa; Cnidaria; Anthozoa; Malacalcyonacea; Plexauridae
Source: the annotation of a GenBank genome assembly